AUGGUGCAUCAGGAGAAACGUGUCUACCAGGCCCAGAGGAAUGACAGAGAGUCCAUCAGGCAGAAGCUGGCUCUUGGCAGUUUCUAUGACGACGAGGAGCCAGUCAUCUACAACAGCUGCAGCAAGAACGGCCUUCCCACCCGUCCUCCGAGUGGUGUGAACCUGCAGGUGUGUUUUGUGAAUGACAGCAGCAGUGACAAGGACAGCGAUGCCGAGGACAGCAAGACAGAGACCAGCCUGGAUACGCCGCUGUCACCCGUGAGUAAGCAGAGUUCGUCGCUGUCGGACCGGGACACGGGCGAGGAGGACUCGGACCCCCUAGAGGACUGUGGCUUCUGGCGGGUGCAGCGGCGGCUCCAGGAGGAGGCCAGGGUGGCGCUGGCGUUGGCUCGCCCCAUGGCCCGCAUGCAAGUGGAGGUAGAGAGACAGAUCCAGCUCCACCGCCGCUCGCCCGUCGCCGACCUGCUGCCCCACCUGCCCCACAUCAGUGAGGGUCUGAUGAAGAGGAGUCUGAGGAGGGGAGACAUGAGGGACAUGAGCCUGGGCCAGCUCCAGGUCAUCACCAACGAUCUGCACUCACAAAUACAGAGCCUGAAUGAGGAGCUGGUGCAGCUGUUGCUGAUGAGAGAUGAGCUCCAUGUGGAGCAGGACGCCAUGCUGGUGGACGUAGAGGACCUGACCAGGCAUGCUCAGAGCCAGCAGAGACACCUGGCAGAGAAAACCCUUUCCAAAUAA
Salvelinus namaycush (lake trout) is the source of this 735-nucleotide messenger RNA. RefSeq names its product schwannomin-interacting protein 1-like. Gene Ontology annotation, cellular component: cell junction; plasma membrane. The transcript is spliced from 7 exons. The record is from RefSeq and is a predicted model, not a curated record. The coding region runs from base 1 to 735 and encodes 244 amino acids. Lineage: Eukaryota; Metazoa; Chordata; Actinopteri; Salmoniformes; Salmonidae. Gene Ontology annotation, biological process: positive regulation of hippo signaling.